Carya illinoinensis is the source of this 3646-nucleotide messenger RNA. Its product is annotated as G-type lectin S-receptor-like serine/threonine-protein kinase LECRK1. The transcript is spliced from 2 exons. Bases 1467 to 3461 code for a protein of 664 amino acids. The record is from RefSeq and is a predicted model, not a curated record. Gene Ontology annotation, molecular function: ATP binding; protein serine/threonine kinase activity. Gene Ontology annotation, biological process: protein phosphorylation. NCBI's taxonomy places the organism in Eukaryota, Viridiplantae, Streptophyta, Magnoliopsida, Fagales, Juglandaceae.
GUGUGAUUAUUGUGGUAAUCUUAAACUCUAUAUUCUGUAAGGUAUUGAAUGAUUAUUUAUUUUAAUGAUCAUGAUCUGUUCUUAAAAAAGAAGAAGGCACGGUUGCUUAGAAAACAAUGACUAAAGGCUUCUUUGGACAUCGACCCCAUGCGGGCAUGACUAUGAAGUAAUUUAUCAUGUUAUCUUCCAAUAUAAAAAAGGUAUGGCUCUUUAUAUGCUAUAGAAGAAAAGCAGGAGUAGGAAUAUUGGUCCGUCUUCAUGAUGCCAUAUAUUUACGUUGCCCGUACAUUACGACAUUAUAAGUCUUUUCUAAAUUUGACUAAUUCAUGAGGUAUAACGUGGCUUUAACGUUUUCUUUUCCUAAUCUCACAUCUUCUGUACUUGAAAGACUUGGAAUAUUAAUGGCAAGCAUGCUUAUCAAGGUGGUGCCAUUUUUUUGGAGACCUGACAUUAACAAUUGAACGUAGAUUUUGGGGCUUUCUAAAUUUGACUAAUUCAUGAGGUAUAACAUGGUUUUAACGUUUUCUCUUCCUAAUCUCACAUCUUCUAUACUUGAGAAAGACUUGGAAUAUUAAUGGCAAGCAUGCUUAUCAAGGUCAUGCCAUUUUUUGGAGUCCUGACAAUAACAAUUGAACGUAGAUUUUAGGAUUUUCUAAAUUUGAUUAAUUCAUGAGGUAUAACGUAGCUAUAACGUUUUCUCUUCCUAAUCUCACGUCUUCUAUACUUGAGAAAGACUUGGAAUAUUAAUGGCAAGUACGCUUAUCAAGGUCGUGCCAUUUUUUGGAGUCCUGACAGUAACAAUUGAACGUAAAUUUUGCGGAUUUCUAAAUUUGAUUAAUUCAUAAGGUAUAACAUGGCUUUAACAUUUUUUCUUCUUGAUCUCGCGUCUUUUAUACUUGAGAAAGACUUGGAAUAUUAAUGGCAAGCACGCUUAUCAAGGUCGUGCAAUUUUUUGGAGACCUAAUAGUAACAAUUGAACGUAGAUUUUGAAAUUUUCUAAAUUUGAUUAAUUCAUGAGGUAUAACGUGGCUUUAACGUUUUCUCUUCCUGAUCUCACGUUUUCUAUACUUGAGAAAGACUUGAAAUAUUAAUGGCAAACACGCUUAUCAAGGUCGUGCCAUUUUUUGAAGACCUGACCUUAACAAUUGAACGUAGAUUUUGGGGUUGGAUGCUAAAUAGUACAACUCCAUAUGGAUGGAAGUUGGUAAGUCAAGUCUUUGCAGGCAGCAAUAAUUCUGGUAAGCCAAGUCUUUGCAGGCUGCAAUAAUUCUUGUGAUGGCUUUGCUGUGGGAAUAUGGUUGAUUAAUCAAACUGAAAAGACAAUUAUCUGGACUGCAAAUCGAGAUGGCCCACCUGUCUCCUCAAAUGUAGUGUUGCAGUUAACUAGAGAUCGUGGGCUGUUGCUGCAAACUGAACAAGGCAGUGUAGCUAUUUCUGCUGUGGAAGAACCUUCGGCUUCAGCUGCUAUGCUUGAUUCGGGUAAUUUUGUACUCUACAACCAGGAUUCUCGUGUUAUCUGGGAAAGUUUUAAAUUUCCUACUGACACCAUAUUAGGAGGUCAGAAUCUGUCUGCCGAAGAUGAAUUGGUUUCGAGUGUAUCUAAACAUAACCAAUCGAGCGGUCAAUUUUCUCUUCGUAUGCAGGAAGACGGAAACCUUGUUGCCUACCCUGUUAACAGUUCGUAUGCUCAAUAUGACUCAUAUUGGUCCACUGGCACAGACAAUUAUGGUAGUUCUACACAGCUUACUCUUAGUCAUUUAGGCGUGCUGUUCUUACGAAAUGAUGCUUUGGUCGUCCGUGUUCUGGCAAAUAGCUCUUAUCCUAACAAGAACAAUGGAACUAUUAUCCAUCGUGCAACACUCGAUGCAGAUGGAAUCUUUAGGUUGUAUGUACACCGCUUUGAGAGUUUUAAUUCUUCAAGCACGUUGGUGAAUUGGUCGGCAUUGCCUAACCAAUGUGAAGUAAAUGGCUUCUGUGGACUCAACAGUUACUGCUCAAGCGAGGGCAGCAAAGCUGUCUGUAACUGUUAUCCUAGUUUUGUUUUUGUCAACCCAAUCAAUAAGUUCCAGGGUUGCUACAGGAGUUUCACUAAUGAUGGUUGCAGACAAGUGAAAGAGCCAGCAAUGUUGUAUCGAAUUGAUAUUUUAGAGAACAUGAGGUGGGGUGAUUAUCCUUACUCAGUUGUACCAGCAAAGAAGGAAGAUUGUGGGAAAUUGUGCUUGGAAGAUUGUAAUUGUGCAGCAAUCUUGUACACCAACGAUCAUUGCACCAAAUACAAACUUCCUCUUAGAUAUGGUAGGGUAAGUGAAAAUACAUCAGCUACAGCCUUCUUCAAGGUGAUCACGAAAAAUAUCACUACCCCUCCAGUCUCAAUUGCCCCAGAAGUUUUGACGGAAAGUAAAAGAGGUCUGGUUUUGACUCUUGCUAUAUGUUUGGGUUCCAUUUCAUGCUUGUGUUUCAUAUUUUCCAUCUACAGUUUCUUUAGAUACAAGCAUCAAGUUUUCAGAUAUAGAAGGUUGUCAGAAAAUGCGAACUUGGGUUUAAUUGAAGACUUUACUUUGCGAACAUUUUCUUACAAUGAGCUUGAGAAAGCAACUGAUGGCUUCAGGGAAGAAUUAAUGGGUAGUAGCUCUUUUGGAGCUGUUUAUAAAGGUACUCUACCUGGAGGUAACAAAACUAUCGCCGUUAAACGAUUAGAGAAAGUUGUGGAAGGAGGUCAACAGGAAUUUAAAGCUGAAAUGACUGCACUUGCACGAACCCAUCACAGAAACUUGGUUCGAUUGCUUGGUUUUUGCAUUGAGGGCUCUAAGAAGCUUCUUGUCUAUGAUUACAUGAGCAAUGGUUCACUUGCAGAUCUUCUCUUCAAGAGUGGCUUGCGCCCCAUCUGGAAAGAAAGAGUAAAAAUUGCUCUUGAUGUGGCGAGAGGGAUCCUUUAUCUGCAUGAAGAGUGUGAAGUCCACAUCAUCCACUGCAAUAUAAAGCCCCAGAACAUACUUAUGGAUGAUACAUGGACCGCAAAGAUAUCUGAUUUUGGGUUGGCAAAGCUUUUACCACGAAAUCAAUCAAGAACAACUAUGAGGGUCGAAGAGACAACUGGUUACAGCUACUUGGCACCUGAAUGGCAAAAGAAUGCUUUGAUAUCAGUAAAAGCAGACACAUAUAGUUUUGGUAUUGUGCUUUUGGAGCUUUUAUGUUGUAGAAGCAGUAUAGAAAUAAAUGUUCCAUCAGCGGAUGAGAUACUUCUUUCUAGUUGGGUCUAUAAUUGCUUUAUGGCUGGAGAGUUGGACAAGCUUGUUCAAGGUGAAAACGUGGACUUCAUGACACUGGAAAGAAUGGUGAAAGUGGGGCUAUGGUGCAUUCAAGAAGAUCCAGCUUUGCGUCCUUCAAUGAAGAAUGUGAUCUUGAUGUUGGAAGGGACAAUGGAUAUUCCGAUCCCUCCAAUAUUAUCUCCAGUUGCUUAAUGAAUUAAUGAUCAUUUUAUUUUAUUUUAUUUUAUUUUACUGCUGAUCUGAUAUAUAUUAGUAUUGAAUAUAUUCUUAUGUAGACAAACAUGGUGCAUCUGCAUAACUACAUGUAUUAUGAACUCUGGCUUCUAUUUUCUUUCCGUUGGUAAUUAUAGACUGUAUAUACAUUUUGAUCUCUUCCA